AUGGAGUUUCAAGAAAAUGGGAAAGGUGGUAACAAGUACAGGAGAAUGGAUGAAUUAAUAGAAGAAGAUAAUGAUUUGUCAAAUGGUGAUUUUAAUCAACGAGAGAGAACAGAUAAUACCAAGAGAUAUGUUAUAGCUUGUGCCAUUUUUGCCUCUCUUAAUUCUGUGCUUCUUGGUUAUGAUGUGGGGGUAAUGAGCGGAGCCAUUAUAUUUAUUCAAGAAGAUUUGAAGAUCACUGAGGUGCAAGAAGAAGUACUCGUUGGAAUCUUGAGCAUAAUUUCUCUUCUGGGUAGUUUAAUUGGAGGGAAAACAUCAGACGCGAUAGGUAGAAAAUGGACAAUGGCAUUUGCAGCAAUUGUCUUUCAGACUGGAGCAGCUAUAAUGGCUUUAGCUCCGUCUUUCAAAGUACUUAUGUUAGGUAGGCUUUUUGCUGGGGUUGGGAUAGGCUUUGGAGUCAUGAUUGCCCCGGUUUAUAUAUGUGAGAUAGCACCUGCAGUUGCGAGAGGCUCUCUAACCUCCUUCCCUGAAAUUUUCAUAAAUUUAGGAAUCCUUCUUGGUUAUGUCUCAAACUAUGUAUUUUCAGGACUACCUGUCCACAUAAAUUGGAGGGUCAUGAUUGCUGUUGGAAUUCUUCCCUCAGCUUUUAUUGGUUGUGCUCUCUUCUUUAUCCCUGAGUCGCCUAGGUGGUUGGUAAUGAAACAUCGUAUUGAUGAUGCAAGAUUAGUGCUUUUAAAAACAAUUGAAAAUGAAAGAGAAGUGGAGGAAAGAUUGGCAGAAAUACAGAAAGCUGCAGGGCAUGGAAAUGCUGAACAGUAUGAAGAAAAAGCUGUCUGGCGUGAACUGCUACAUCCUUCCCCUGGAGUUUUAAGAAUGCUAAUAACUGGUUGUGGAAUUCAGUGUUUUCAACAGAUUACAGGUAUUGACACGACUGUGUACUACAGCCCUAUAAUAUUUCAGACUGCUGGGAUAUCGGAUAAGACCAGGCUUCUUGCUGCAACGGUUGCUGUGGGGUUCACGAAAACAACAUUCAUAUUGGCAGCUAUAAUACUUAUUGAUAAAAUAGGGAGAAAGCCCCUGCUUUAUGUGAGUACAAUCGGGAUGACUAUUUGUUUGUUUACUUUAGGACUAACACUGACGUUUCUGGAAAAUAGUAAAUUUGGAAUUGCUAUGGCUAUUGUAACCGUGUGUGGAAAUGUAGCUUUCUUCUCAGUGGGAAUCGGGCCGAUAUGUUGGGUCAUGACAUCUGAAAUUUUCCCUCUCCGGCUUAGAGCUCAAGCAUCAGCAAUUGGUUCAGUGGGGAACCGGGUUAGUAGUGGCGUCGUUGCUAUGACUUUCCUGUCUAUCAGCGAAACUAUCACUAUGGGAGGAACAUUCUUUAGCUUUUCAGCGAUUUCAGCUCUCGCUGUUGCUUUCGUUUACAAGUGUGUUCCAGAGACAAAGGGAAAAACCUUAGAAGAGAUUGAAAUGCUUUUCCAGAAUGAAGAACAUUGGAGAGGUAAUGCAGUGGAGCUUGAUGAUGUCGAACAUUUAGUACAGAACCAGUAACUAGAUAAAUGUGUGCGUGUUUUUUUUUUAAUUGAAAAUUUCACUGAAGUAAGAAGACAGAUUGUGAUUAUACAAAGAGUUCAGAACAUAUUUCUGGAAUUAGAUUCAUUGAGAUAUCGUAGCACAGUUUUAUUGCU
This is a messenger RNA of Daucus carota subsp. sativus, 1682 nucleotides long. RefSeq names its product probable polyol transporter 4. Bases 1 to 1545 code for a protein of 514 amino acids. The record is from RefSeq and is a predicted model, not a curated record. Gene Ontology annotation, biological process: transmembrane transport. NCBI's taxonomy places the organism in Eukaryota, Viridiplantae, Streptophyta, Magnoliopsida, Apiales, Apiaceae. Gene Ontology annotation, cellular component: membrane. The transcript has 2 exons. Gene Ontology annotation, molecular function: carbohydrate transmembrane transporter activity.